Phoenix dactylifera (date palm) is the source of this 1981-nucleotide messenger RNA. Its product is annotated as UDP-glycosyltransferase 90A1-like. The record is from RefSeq and is a predicted model, not a curated record. Gene Ontology annotation, molecular function: UDP-glucosyltransferase activity. NCBI's taxonomy places the organism in Eukaryota, Viridiplantae, Streptophyta, Magnoliopsida, Arecales, Arecaceae.
UCUGCAUUGCAUUUUUGUAACUUGCACAAUCCCCUGAAUCAGUGACACGAUCUAAUUAUUAGCUACUAAAAAUAAAAAGGAAAGAAUGGCGUUAACUAUUUUUACAAGUAUGGCAGAUUCCGAUCCACACGAAAUUCAUCGUUUUAACAAUACUCCCUAUAAACCACAUCGACAAGCUCUACGGUACCAAUAUUUGCACCGAUUUCUCCAAUAGCCAAGGUUAUAGCAGCUAAGCAUGUCUUCUCCUCUUCCUCACGUAGCCUUCUUUCCCUUCAUGUCCAAAGGCCACAUCAUACCUCUCAUCCAUCUAGCCCACCUCCUCCACCGCCGCUGCCUCGCCACCUUCACCUUCUUCACCACCCCUCUCAACGCCCCCUUCAUCCGAGACUCCCUCGCCGGCACCGAUGCAUCCAUCGUCGAGCUCCCAUUCCCGGAGAACGCACCGGGCCUCCCCCCGGGCAUCGAGAGCACCGAUCGCCUUCCCGACAUGUCGCUCUUCCUCACCUUCUACAACGCCACCAAGCAACUCCGCCCGCACUUCGAGCAAGCUCUUGCGAGCCUACCGACCGCCGUCAGCUUCUUGAUCUCCGAUGGGUUCCUCGGCUGGUCCACCGAGUCGGCUGCCAAGCUGGGGAUCCCGAGGGUGGCGUCCUAUGGGAUGGGCUGCCAUGCCAUGGCCAUCCAGUACUACAUCCGUCGAGAAAAGCCACAUCGCGGUCUCGCCUCCGAUGACCAGCCUUUCACUGUCUCCGGCUUUCCGAAUCUCCGGCUCACCUUGGAUGACCUAACCCAGUUCUCUUACGACCCACAUCCUGCGGAUGAGGUAUAUAAGUUUGUCGAAGAAAUCCAGCCCCCACCGGAUACCCGAGCAGUCGUAGACAAUAGCUUCUACGAACUGGAGCCGGGCUACGUUGAUCACUGGAACAGCCACAUUGGACCCAAAGCUUGGUGCAUCGGCCUGCUCUGCUUGGCCCAGCAGAAGACUCGGUCCAACAACCGGACCGAGUUGCUCCAGUGGCUGGACUCCAGGGUGGCCAUGAACCGGCCGGUCGUGUACGUAGCGUUCGGAAGUCAGGCGGAGAUCUCCGAGCUGCAGCUGAAGGAGAUCGCUAUUGGAUUAGAGCGGUCCGGGGUGGACUUCUUGUGGGUGGUGAGGGCCAAGGGAGUAGAGUUGGGGGAAGGGUUCGAGGAGAGGGUGGCGGAGAGAGGAAAGGUGGUGAGGGAGUGGGUGGACCAGUUGGAGAUUCUACAGCAUGAGAGCAUUAGAGCGUUUGUGAGCCAUUGUGGCUGGAACUCGGUGACGGAGGGGAUUAGUGCCGGCGUGCCGAUUUUGGCUUGGCCAAUGAUGGCCGAGCAACGGCUCAAUGCGAGGUUUCUGGUGCAGGAUCUCGGCAUCGGGCUGAGGGUGCGAGCCAGCGAUGGCACGCGCGAGGGGUUGGUGAGGGGGGAAGAUAUAGCGAAGUUAGUAAGAGAAUUGGUGGACGGCGAGAAGGGGAAGGAGGCAGCGAAGAAGGCGAAGGAUUUAGCCCGUGCAGCAAGGAUGGCGAUGGAGGAGGGCGGUUCGUCAUGGCGCGCAUUAGAGCAGAUGAUUGCAGAGGUGAGUCAGAAGACAACCACUGGAUUGGCACCUGGUCUAGCUUGAUAUCUGCCUGGUUUUGUUCCACCCAUUGUGGAAGAAAUUUGUCUAGAGCCUAUACUCCUAUCAUUUUCAGAACAAGAUUUUCUGUUGUGGCUGUUUUGUCCUGUCCCCAUUUAGCUUUUUAGAUAUAUAUGAAAAAAAAUAUUCAAGCAACUCGGUAGAAAUCACCUAAAAAGUAGGGGCUGGAUACAUGUUUAGGUAAAAAACUUUCAAUUUGAAUCCAUGUACUGAUUAAACUUGUUAAAAAUUUAGAUCUGAAUUAAUCCAACUUUUUUUUAUUAAAUUGGAAACUAAUCUAGCCCAACAAAGAUUGAUUGGUUCAGGCAUUGCACCUUACCAUAG